Molecule: messenger RNA, 5388 nt
Organism: Phytophthora sojae
Lineage: Eukaryota; Oomycota; Peronosporomycetes; Peronosporales; Peronosporaceae
Exons: 9
Coding region: 1-5388 (1795 amino acids)
Biological process (GO): peptidyl-serine phosphorylation; peptidyl-threonine phosphorylation
Molecular function (GO): ATP binding; protein serine/threonine kinase activity
Source: RefSeq, a predicted model, not a curated record
AUGGUGGUGAUCUAUUGUGUGAUGGUUGGAGGGACCGGAAACACGUUCGUGGUGCAGGUGGACGAGACCGCUAGAGUGAGAGACUUGCAGCGCGCGAUCAAGGCAGCGAAGCCAGUGGGGAUCACGUGCGAUGCCAACCAGCUGCAGCUUUUCCUGGCGAAGAGAAAAGGACUCGAAGAGGACGAACAGAAGUGCAGCGAUGAGGCACAAUGGCUGACGCAACGUGAAGUGGUGGGAGGAACAGUAGUGAGGGACACUAGCGACUUUGAUCGCCUGUGGUACUCGGACGUCCAGUUACAAGUUGCCGGACUGGGUAGCGGAGAUUUCGGCGAAGUGAAUCAAGCGGACAUAAUUGUUGGACUUGGCCACGUUCACGUGCUGGUGGUGGCUCCGGGGUCUAGUGAACUGGAAGUUACCGCAAAUUUGCCCCGACUCGGCGUGCCGUUUGCCACGAGAGACCUGAACUUCUUGCUCACCCACGACGCUGCAAAGUAUCAUUUCUUAAUGUCAGCCGCUUUGACUCGGGACGAAGCCCUUGUGAUUCUUGCAUUCGCCCGAUCAGCGAUCAAGUCUGCGACGCGAGAUGCCAUUGCAGUGCGUCAAGGGUUUACUCUGGAUGGACCGCUCAAGUUGCGCGAAGGUCAAGCCAAAUCUGCGCUGUACUACGCCUAUUCCAGAUCCGGCGGUGUUUUGGCUGCGAAAGUGUAUAUUGCGAUGCACAGACCGACAUUUCAGAGAGAAGUUGACGUCAAUCACGCGCUGGGAGCACACCCGAUUAUCGUCCAGUUCUUGACGUCAUUCUCCGUGGCAAACACUGAAGGCGAGCAGCGGCACGUUAUUGUGAUGCCGUUCUUUGCUCGGACUGCUGCUGACCUGUUUGCGCUACGUUCCCCGGUCCAGCUUCGUGCUUUGGCCACCAUUGCUCGCGACUGCGCUAGUGCUCUUGGCCAUAUUCACUCCAAGAACUAUUCCUUUGCGGACUUGAAUCCAGCCAAUAUCAUGCUGCAUAGUGGCGAAGAAGGUGGAGCCACGCUGGUUGAUUUCGGCGGAGCAGUAAAGCUCGGUGACCCCCUUGUCGAGAUCACGGAUCAGUUUUGUUUGGAUGUGGGUACGUCGCAAGGCUCGGAGCUGCUUGACUGGACAUGCUUGGGCACGACGCUGGCUCAACUGGCGGGUAUCGACAUUACCCAGUUCUUCUCGAGACAAGACCUUGUCACAUUUCUGAAUGAGACUGGAAACGCGUUCUUGGUGCAAGUGGACGAGACCGCCACCACGGAAGACUUGCAGCGCGUGAUCAAGGCAGCGAAGCCAGUGAGGAUCAGGUGCGAUCAGGAGGACGUGGAGGUUUACCUGGCGAGGAGAAAAAAAAGGAAGGAGGAAGGAGCGGGCGAUGGCCAGGAGGAAGUGCUACGGCUUGGAGAGGAGGAAGAGAAGGAAGGCGACAAGAUGGAAUGGGUGACGCAACGUGAACUGCGAGCAGGAGAGCCUCAACACAGCAAGCCCAGCCCGUCCAUGGCGUCCUUCCCGGCCAGCAAGUACUCCCGCUACAAGCGCGCCACGGCCUUCUUCCUGGACUGGCUGCUGCGCGCGCGGGGCCGUGGCCGACACGCGGGCACGCGCGUGGAGCUGGAGACGCUGGACGACGUGGUGCAGGAGAUCGCUCUCCACCCGCAGACGCUCACGCCCAAGCUGCUGCAGGAGCUGCCCAAGGCGCUGGGCGCGUGCCAGUGCGCCAUCACGCUGAGGGAGCACGUGGCCGCCUUCUUCGACGACCAGGAGCAGGGCCACGCGCACUUCCUGGGACGGCUCAAGCGCUGGCUGGACGCGCUGCAGUCGCUGGAGGCGGCAGAGCAGCAGCAGCACCAGCCGCCGCUGGGGCUUGAAGCCGAGAUCCGCAGGUUCCAGAGCUAUUAUCAAGUUCUGCAGGUGGACGAGGACUACUUCCCCGACGAGGAGAGCUUGGAGCAGGACCGCGACGCACGCAUCUUCGACGAGGUUUUCGAGCAGGAUCUGCAGCUGGAGGUCGAGUGCUACUUCACGGAGCUGGAGGAGCUGGUCCAAGGCGUCUAUGACGUCUACGACCAGGUCAAGAACCAGCAGCGCACCAUGAUGGAGGCCACGGUCGUGGGCACGCUGGCGCUGAGGAUGACCAAGGAGCUGACGGCCAAGCUGCAGCUGCGCUACCCGGCGCUCAAGCUGGCCGAGGACCUGUUGGGGGUGCUGGUGAGCUACCCGUCGGCCAGUCUGGCCACUGAGAUUACGGAAGCUGUGGCGAAGUUCGUGCCCGGCACGCUGCUGCACGACUUCACGAACGUCUGGACCACGCUGAUGAUCUUCACGGGCGUCUUCCCGCCGCUGAAGCUCGCGACGCUCAUCGGGCUCCCGGAUGGAUACUUUGGCGAGAAUUACGGAGAAGAGCGCACCCCUGAAUACGUGCGCGCAGACAGCAACCACUACGUGGUGCUGCUGACUCAGCAACUCCCGCACUUCUACAACAUGAUCCUAGUAAAGAGGCUGGCUAUGGGGCGAGGACUGGGUGAGCAGAAGGGGUUGGUCGUGGACCUGAUAAACCUGUUGGAGGAGUACUUCGAGACGCGUCGAGUCUCGAUCCCAUUGGUGUUUCUCUGUAUUUGCUGGAUGCAGUCGGUUGCAGCACUACAGGGAGACGCCGGGCUGAGUCGCAACAUGAGUCUGACCAUCACACACACGGAGCAUUUGAUCAAAGUCGUGGAUGCCGCGUUGAUCACGCACCCGCUGCCAGUUUCAGUCAAGAGGGGCUCGUACCACGCCAUUCUGACGGACUUUCGGAAGGGGUACGUCGCAUCCCUCCGCACCAACCUGCUAGCUCGUGCGAACCCGCUGUUUGCAGGGUCCCAGAUGAUGUCGAACCACCUCGAGUAUCUGGUCGUGACCUGCGGACACUUCUCGUCAAUGUGCGGCGCGUUCUGCCAGCUCUACAACGCCUUUGUGCAGCAAGGACUGUUGGAGAGGAUCCCAUUCUUUGGCGAUAUUCUGGAUAUCUACGCCGACAUGAUCUUCGCCCCGUCACCUCGAUCGGCUGCGGUGCACGGGUCUUACAAUCGUGUCUACCUUCUCACCUCGCGGUAUUCCGGCUCCUACAUCAACUCGAUGUACGAUGGGUCUCCAUCCGUGGGUAAGCGGUCUGGCUGCUCGUCCAAGACGAUGCUUCAAAAAGCUGCAGACGUCUGCACGAAGGAGAUGUUCGAGACCCGCAUUUUAUCUCGGAACCUGAUGGCACUCGAUGACGACAUAAAGGAGGUUUUCAAGGAGAUUUGUGAAGUAUUGGGUCGACAGGAGAUUCUAGAUGGGUACAUCGAGAAAGGAAUGCGCGGUGAAGUACGGGCCAAUCGUGCGUUGGAGUACACUGUUAUGGUCCCGCUGCUGGCGCUGAUGGAUGCGCUACGCCCUGACGGUUCGUUGGAUUCGAGCUUGGUGCCGGCUGAAAUCCGAUCGACGGUGGAGUUUGUCAUCGAUGGCGAGUUUGUCAGCGAAUCGUGCAGGAGAGUUGCGCGUGUGAUCGAAGCCAAAUUUGCGACACCAGCUCAGAUCUGUGAGCAGAAGUACUUCACGUUUCCGGCCGAGCCAGACUUUGUGAACCAGCAGUAUGGGACGGUACCGUUCAAGGCCAAGACUGAGAAUGAAAAUCGUGACAAAGUGUUCUCCGAUCUGAUGGAGCUGAUGAAAUCCAACGAUGGUCCACUUGACGGACGUGAUCUGGAGUAUCUGAAGUCGGAGAUUAAAAAAGACCCCCAGCUUUUGGGUAUGUUCGCACUGAGCACGGGCCCGAGCUCCUACACCGACUACGAUGAUUUGAGCACGCUACUUCACCAGGCAGCGGCUGGCCCUGCGCACGACCCUGAGCUGGUGGAAUGGAUGAUUCAAAUGGGAGCACUCUUCAACCAGCCACUGCACUCCAUUGCGGGCUACGAGAACAUUGUUCGGAUCAUUCUUGAAGCGGACAACUUUGUGGACUUGAACACGGUCACGUUUCACACGAAGGAGACUCUGGGGCAUUUGGCCGUCAAGAAUGGACACAAGAGCGUGUACUAUUGCCUGGUGCCCUUUGGCAGUGAUGUCCGCAUCAAAGAUGGCGAAGGCCGGCGUGUGUGGGAGCUCACAACCGAUCGAAGUUGGUCUCAAGAUAUUGCGCAAACCGCGGCACUAAUUGAACAAAGCUGUCGACUUGGUCAAGGCCGGCGCGAAGACCCCACGGUACUUCAGCAAGCUAUGAGGGUGAAUGCGGAACGCAUGCGCAAGUUGGUGUUUGCCCAGCGCGGCGAAGAGCGGCAGCGCGCAGGGGAGAAGAAAAAGACGACGAAAGGCAAGAAAGGAGGCAAGGCCCAGGGCAAAUCCAAUGGACAUGGUGAAUCGUCUGCGCGGUCGUCGACAAAAUCUGCGGUCGACACAUCAGCAAUGGCAGGUGUGAUCGUUGCUUUGCUGGGGGCGCCAAGCUCGGCAACCAAGAACGCAAAAGGCUCGUCUAAGAAGUCAGCUGGGCGAGAUGUCAUCCUCCAACAGUCAAUUCAGAAAACGACGGCUGCGUUUGGUCGCUUGAGAAACCCCACUGUUCCCGCUACGGACAAAUUACAAGCCGUGCAGCGCAUAUGCAGAGUGAUCCACAAGCUGGACAACGCCACUGAGGUGCAGUGGGACCCGGACAAGAUGAUCGGAACGGGUGUACAAUUGAGGAUGGACGUGUCAUUUGAAGCGUUGCAAGUCAUCCACAUGAUCCAGAAGUUCUAUCGCGAGCUCUGUGCCACGACGCUUGACUUCGUCAGGUUCGUUGUACGCACAGCGACGAUCAGUCUCUCUGUCGACAGGAAGGCUCAAGCCUUAGAGGCUUUGGGUGCACUGGAGACGCGGUUGUUGGAGACCCCAUUUAAUGAGCGAAACCCGUCAGAGUUUCGGGAGCUGGUGCAAACGUAUUCCAAGGAACGUGAGGCAAUGGGCUUAGAACGGACUUCAAGCCCUGACUCGCUUCGCCGCUUGGAAUGGUACCUGCAGAACACGGUGGCGAAUUCCAAGUUGCAGAUGGCUUUCGACAAAAUGGCGGGACGAUCCUUUUACUUCAAGCUUGCGUUUGACUCUCAGACGAGUACUGGACAAAUCGCGCAGGUUCGGAGUGCUAUCGACGCCGUUCCAGCACUGAACGAUGUGGCCUUCUUCGGGAAAAAUGACUGGUCCGUUGUGUACGGUGGCAACAGUAAGGAUGGCGUGGUCAGAGUCCGCACCAUGGUGGCUGAGGUACCCAAGCGCACUGGGGUUCAGAUUGAUGACCAGAACUCGCAACUCGGUACCCCCGCGAUUCACAUCGGGCAGUUCCAGUUUUCGGCGGCUGGACCACUUGGCAGCGCAGCGGCGGCAUGA